Nymphalis io (European peacock) is the source of this 981-nucleotide messenger RNA. RefSeq names its product lipase member H-like. Gene Ontology annotation, molecular function: lipase activity. Lineage: Eukaryota; Metazoa; Arthropoda; Insecta; Lepidoptera; Nymphalidae. The transcript is spliced from 5 exons. The record is from RefSeq and is a predicted model, not a curated record. Bases 1 to 981 code for a protein of 326 amino acids.
AUGACGAAAAAUACAACACUAUCCCAGAAAACGAAGGAUUCGCUAACAGCCGUAGUUCUCUGGCCUAGCAGUGGCUGGCUGGGAAGUAGUGAGGAGACUUGUAAGCUUAACCACCAAGGAGUAUCUUGUGUGGAGAAACAUUUGGACUUUAAAAAGAAAAAAACGCUGGUAUUUAUAAGCGGCUAUUUAGAUGCGUCGUUUUCGCCAAUCGUGCGAGCUUUAGCGACUCCUUACCUCGACCGAGGACGUAAUGUCAUUAUUUUGGAAAUAUAUCCUAUACUCCAUCGGAGCUACCCAAUCGCAGCACGCCUUACAAAACCCUUAGGCAUUAUCUUAGGAGAAUUCAUAGCUGAAUUAACGCGAAGAGGUUUGCAUCCAGAUAAACUUGAACUGCUAGGAGGGAGCUUGGGAGCCCACAUUGCAUCAUACGCAGCAACUAGAUAUCAUGAACUAACUCAUUAUAAACCAGCUCGGCUUACUGGUCUGGACCCAGCAGGCCCAUGUUUCCGCUCACUGCCACGCUCUGAGCGAUUCAACUCGGAUGCAGCACAUAAAGUCGACGCUGUACAUACUAAUAUUGAUGGAUUCGGAUUAGCGGAGGCCGUCGCUCACAUCGACUUUUAUGUCAACGGGGGUGAAUUUCAACCCGCAACGAUACGAGACUAUCUUGUACCGUGCUUCCAACUUUGCAGUCACGUACGAGCAGCCAUCUACUGGGCUAUAGCGAAUUAUGAAACAGAACAAUUUUUAGGAGUUCGUUGUGACUCCGUCGCACGCGUGAGACACGGACAGUGUUACCAUGGACAUUUGGAGACCAAUGUCCUCGGCCCGAAGACUAACUUCAGCCGCCCCGGUAUUUACUACCUGCCUACAUUAGAUACAUUACCCUACUACAUGGGCGAGAAGGGUUUAAGUGAAAGACGAUAUGAUGUUAAUAAUUAUUUAUUAAGAAUUGCGCCAGAUGAAGACAUGGUUAUAUGA